Punctularia strigosozonata HHB-11173 SS5 is the source of this 937-nucleotide messenger RNA. RefSeq lists its product as uncharacterized. The record is from RefSeq and is a predicted model, not a curated record. Bases 23 to 607 code for a protein of 194 amino acids. Lineage: Eukaryota; Fungi; Basidiomycota; Agaricomycetes; Corticiales; Punctulariaceae. Gene Ontology annotation, biological process: mitochondrial translation. The transcript has 2 exons. Gene Ontology annotation, molecular function: structural constituent of ribosome.
CACUUGACUUCCGCCUUCCACAAUGUCCUCCUCGCUGCUGGCGCGCCAGCGGGUGCAGCACCCGCUCAGGGUCGCCCAAAGCUCGGUUCGGUACGCCCGGCCUGCGGGCGCUUCCGGGGACCCGAAGCUCGAGAUCAUACGGCGCGCUCUCUACCCAAGCAACAUCCGCAACAAGCCCUCUCCGACAGGCUCCUGGCGGUCAGACGUGGGCCGUGCGCUGCAACGCGCCAUACCCUCCGUGCAGGCGCACGAGACCAUUGAGCGCGCGUGGAAGUUAUUCCAGCGGCACCAGCGCAAGAAACGCGAGGCGGAGCGAGAACGGAAGUUUGAGUGCAUGCGGAGGGCGAUGCAGACGCUCCACGACCUGGGCGAUACGCGGCUCUACAUCGAGGCGAAUCGGCAGGAGGACCCGCGACAGCGGAGCGAGGAGGAAAUCGAGGCGUACGAGACGCUCAAGGGCACGCAGCGGCGGGCGGUGGAGGCGCGGAUACGUGGCCUGUUCCCGAGGGAGAUACGGAUACCGACAGACACGCCGUCGCCUGCCGGGUGGAACUACGACUUCAAGCCCGCGGUUCCAUCCAAGUAUGCAUCCGCAGCUUCCUCAUGAUCGGAUAUUACUCUGCGUUUCUUUCCUCCGUCGUGGACGGAAUACUAUCGCUGGACAUCGUUGCUGUCUCACCGUUCGAUCUCCAUGGCUGUAGACGAAUGCAGUCUCGACCGUUGCAUUGACUCUCCUAUGGAGGAAGUGCGUGUUUACAUUCUCGGACCUCCGAAGACUUGCCGUUGCUGCGUUAAAGCUGCUGCAUCUCCGUCAACCAAUCACCGCACAAGUGUGCUUGUGACGUAAUUCAAAUCGUUUAGAGUCAACCUCUUGCUUUGAUUGAGAAGGCGUUCCGAGUUGGGAAUAUAUGCAGAAUCGAUUGGACGUUGCCUGUUC